Molecule: messenger RNA, 2514 nt
Organism: Sphenostylis stenocarpa
Lineage: Eukaryota; Viridiplantae; Streptophyta; Magnoliopsida; Fabales; Fabaceae
Source: the annotation of a GenBank genome assembly
AUGUAUGUGGUGAAGAGAGAUGGGAGGCAAGAGGCGGUGCAUUUUGAUAAGAUCACUGCACGCCUCAAGAAACUCAGUUAUGGUUUAAGCACCGAACACUGUGACCCUGUUCUUGUAUCUCAGAAAGUGUGCGCGGGCGUCUACAAGGGCGUUACCACCAGUCAACUCGACGAGUUGGCGGCGGAAACUGCAGCUGCCUUGACCGCCAACCACCCUGACUAUGCUUCCUUGGCUGCGAGGAUUGCUGUUUCUAAUUUGCACAAGAACACGAAGAAGUCGUUUUCCGAGACGAUUAAGAUUAUGUAUAAUCAUUUUAAUCAGAGAUCUGGAAUGAAGGCUCCUCUGAUUGCUGAUGAUAUCUAUGAAAUUAUCAUCCAGAAUGCGGCCCGAUUGGACAGUGAGAUAAUCUAUGAUAGGGAUUUUGACUAUGAUUACUUUGGCUUCAAAACCCUUGAAAGGUCCUAUCUCUUAAAGGUUCAAGGAAAGGUUGUGGAAAGACCACAGCACAUGUUGAUGAGGGUUGCUGUUGGAAUUCAUAAGGAUGACAUUGAUUCUGCCGUCAAGACUUACCACAUGAUGUCUCAACGAUGGUUCACUCAUGCGUCUCCUACUCUUUUCAAUGCAGGAACACCUAGGCCACAGUUGAGUAGUUGCUUCCUUGUGUGUAUGAAAGAUGAUAGUAUAGAGGGAAUAUAUGACACUUUGAAGGAGUGUGCUAUCAUUAGCAAAUCAGCUGGAGGGAUUGGUGUUUCUGUUCACAACAUUCGAGCCACAGGCAGUUACAUCCGUGGCACAAAUGGAACAUCAAAUGGUAUUGUUCCUAUGCUGCGUGUGUUCAAUGAUACUGCUCGUUAUGUUGAUCAAGGGGGAGGCAAGAGGAAAGGUGCAUUUGCUGUGUACCUAGAGCCAUGGCAUGCUGAUAUAUUUGAAUUCCUGGAUUUAAGGAAAAAUCAUGGGAAGGAAGAGCAUCGUGCUAGAGAUUUAUUUUAUGCUCUUUGGGUGCCUGAUCUCUUUAUGGAAAGAGUUCAGAGCAAUGGGCAAUGGUCUUUGUUUUGCCCCAAUGAAGCACCAGGUUUGGCUGAUUGUUGGGGGGAAGAAUUUGAGAAACUGUACACUCAGUAUGAAAAAGAAGGAAAAGCAAAGAAGGUUGUUCAGGCACAGAACCUCUGGUUUGAAAUUUUGAAGUCCCAGAUUGAAACUGGAACCCCUUACAUGCUUUUUAAGGAUACUUGCAACAGGAAAAGCAAUCAACAGAAUUUAGGCACAAUCAAAUCAUCAAACCUUUGCACUGAAAUAAUUGAGUACACAAGUCCAACAGAAACUGCUGUGUGCAAUUUGGCAUCAAUUGCUCUGCCACGAUAUGUAAGAGAGAAGGGUGUGCCCAUGGAAUCUCAUCCAUCUAAGCUUGUUGGGAGCAGAGGCUCAAAAAACCGAUACUUUGAUUUUGACAAAUUGGGAGAGGUUACUGCAACGGUGACAACAAACCUUAAUAAAAUAAUUGAUGUUAAUUACUACCCUAUCGAGAAUGCUAGAAGAUCAAACUUACGCCACAGACCCAUUGGUAUUGGAGUUCAGGGUCUUGCUGAUACAUUCAUAUUACUUGGCAUGGCAUUUGAUUCACCAGAAGCUCAACAGUUAAACAAGGAUAUAUUUGAGACUAUAUACUAUCACGCUCUAAAAACUUCUUGUGAAUUGGCUGCUAAAGAAGGUCCCUAUGAAACAUAUAGUGGGAGUCCAAUGAGUAAGGGAAUUCUUCAGCCAGAUAUGUGGGGUGUGAUGCCCUCGAGUCGUUGGAAUUGGGAUGCACUUCGGGAGAUGAUAUCUAAGACGGGUGUGAGAAAUUCACUUCUUGUUGCCCCUAUGCCAACUGCAUCUACUAGCCAGAUUCUUGGCAAUAACGAGUGUUUUGAGCCAUAUACUUCUAAUAUUUACAGUCGCAGAGUUCUAAGUGGUGAAUUUGUUGUAGUGAACAAGCAUUUACUUCAUGACUUGACCGAAAUGGGGCUUUGGUCUCCUACAAUCAAGAAUAAGAUAAUAUAUGAGGAUGGUUCGGUUCAGAAAAUCCCAGAAAUAACUGAUGAGCUAAAAAUCAUAUACAAGACUGUUUGGGAGAUAAAGCAAAAGACAUUGGUUGAUAUGGCUGUUGAUCGAGGAUGCUACAUAGAUCAGAGUCAGAGUUUAAAUAUUCACAUGGAUCAACCCAACUUUGGAAAGUUGACUUCCUUGCAUUUCUAUGCAUGGUCAAAGGGUUUGAAGACUGGGAUGUAUUAUCUGCGAUCACGUGCAGCAGCUGAUGCUAUCAAGUUCACUGUUGAUACCUCUAUGCUCAAAGAAAAACCUACGGUGGAGGAAGAGGACGAUAAUACCAAGAUGGCGCAGAUGGUGUGCUCUCUAACAAACAGAGAUGAGUGCCUGGCCUGUGGAAGUCGGCUAUAUCACUGUUACAACCUUCUUUCUGAUCACCGACCUGCUGAAAACCCUCAAGUUGGUUCUCUCCACAGAAACGCAACCUAG